Hydractinia symbiolongicarpus is the source of this 816-nucleotide messenger RNA. RefSeq lists its product as uncharacterized. The transcript has a single exon. Lineage: Eukaryota; Metazoa; Cnidaria; Hydrozoa; Anthoathecata; Hydractiniidae. Gene Ontology annotation, molecular function: zinc ion binding; nucleic acid binding. The record is from RefSeq and is a predicted model, not a curated record. The coding region runs from base 1 to 816 and encodes 271 amino acids.
AUGAAUAAACUACCAGGUGAUUUUAAACUUGAUAUUACUCGUAAAAUGCCGCAGGGAACAUGGAAAAUAGGCAACUUAAUGAACUGCUUUAAAGAGGAACUCAUGGCGCGCGAGCGCUGUUGUGCGAUGGACCCUAACACAGGUUUUGUUUCCACAUCCCCUUCUUCGACUCUUUUUACUCAGCAAUAUAACGCUGAAAGAAACCCUCGGAAACAGCAGCAUGGACGAGUCAACUCUAUCUCCUGUUCUUAUUGUAAGGGUUCCCAUAAUUCUAACAGGUGUACUGUAGUUACAGACGUCACAGCAAGGAAGCAAAUCAUUCGAGCUAAAAACAGAUGUUUUAAUUGUUUAAAGUCUGGACAUCUCGUUAGAAAUUGCAACUCUAAAAACACGUGCUUUAAGUGCAAGGGAAGACAUCAUAUCUCCCUCUGUGACGCUAAGGGUAGAGGAGAGCGAAACAAAAAUAACAACGAUGGACAGGUUCCGCAUUCUCAGGAUGAUGAACAAAAUCAAUCAUCAAAUAUGAACGUCGUUGGUUGCCAUGACAGUACACUGCUGCAAACAGCAAAUGCGCACUUGUUAAAUACUGACGAAAAGUCCGUUGUUUUUUCUGGUUGCGUGCUCUUUGAUAACUGUUCGCAAAAAUCAUUCAUCACAAGUAACGCAAAACAACGAUUAAAAUUAAAAAUCAUCCGCAGCAAGAUUUUAAACGUAAAAGUGUUUGGCGACAACUCUGAAAAACCUCGAAAAUUACACGUCGUAAAGGUUAAAAUUAAAAACGCCCAUCCUAACGAUUAUUCCGUAAUCGAAGCGUAA